GGAGGUGGUCAGUGCUAAAGUACAGCGACGCUGAAAACAUAGAAGACGCGGAGGUCUUCCGGCUGUGUAGUUGUUGUUGUCGAACUUUGCAUAUCGUAACAAGAAGAUGGCAGAUAAUAGGGAGAAAGCAACCGAUCAAAUGAAAUUCUGGAAGCAGAGUCGGGGGACUCAGAAACCAGAUGUGCUGACCACAGGGGCAGGUGUGCCGAUUGGGGACAAGCUGAAUGAGAUGACAGCUGGCCAGCGUGGGCCUCUGUUGGUCCAAGAUGUGGUGUUCACCGAUGAAAUGGCUCACUUUGACCGGGAGCGCAUUCCGGAGAGAGUGGUGCAUGCUAAAGGCGCUGGAGCAUUUGGCUACUUUGAGGUGACCCAUGACAUCAGUCGUUUCUGCAAGGCCAAGGUGUUUGAGCAUGUGGGCAAGACCACACCAAUAGCCAUCCGCUUCUCCACUGUAGCGGGGGAAUCUGGAUCUGCAGACACGGUGAGAGACCCGCGGGGCUUCGCCGUCAAGUUCUACACGGACGAGGGGAACUGGGAUUUGACUGGAAACAACACACCCAUCUUUUUCAUCAGGGAUGCUCUUCUGUUCCCCUCCUUUAUCCACUCCCAGAAGCGCAACCCCCAGACCCACCUGAAAGACGCAGACAUGGUGUGGGACUUCUGGAGCCUGCGGCCCGAGUCCCUGCAUCAGGUGUCAUUCCUGUUCAGUGACCGGGGUCUUCCUGAUGGCUACCGACACAUGAAUGGCUACGGCUCCCACACUUUUAAACUGGUCAACACUGAAGGCCACCCAGUCUACUGCAAGUUCCAUUUCAAGACGGACCAGGGCAUCAAAAACAUGAAGCCAGAGGACGCUGAUCGCAUUGCAGCCACUGAUCCUGACUAUGCCAUCCGAGACCUCUACAAUGCUAUCUCCGAAGGGAACUUCCCUUCCUGGACCACCUUCAUCCAGGUCAUGACCUUUGAACAGGCAGAGAAGUUCCCCUUCAACCCGUUUGACCUGACCAAGGUACGCUCUCCAACUUCAUUAGUCAUCGUUACAUAAGCACUUCUAGUGGGAUAUAUAUAUAUGCUAUACCA
Molecule: messenger RNA, 1080 nt
Organism: Clupea harengus (Atlantic herring)
Lineage: Eukaryota; Metazoa; Chordata; Actinopteri; Clupeiformes; Clupeidae
Gene: cat
Product: catalase-like
Exons: 7
Coding region: 107-1045 (312 amino acids)
Biological process (GO): response to hydrogen peroxide; hydrogen peroxide catabolic process
Cellular component (GO): cytoplasm; peroxisome; mitochondrion
Molecular function (GO): heme binding; catalase activity
Source: RefSeq, a predicted model, not a curated record